Pelmatolapia mariae (spotted tilapia) is the source of this 1973-nucleotide messenger RNA. RefSeq names its product gsg1-like (gene gsg1l). The transcript has 5 exons. Gene Ontology annotation, cellular component: plasma membrane. Bases 251 to 1261 code for a protein of 336 amino acids. NCBI's taxonomy places the organism in Eukaryota, Metazoa, Chordata, Actinopteri, Cichliformes, Cichlidae. The record is from RefSeq and is a predicted model, not a curated record.
UCCGCUCUCAGCAUCACGUCUCCUCAGUGAGCCUCCUGCUCUGUGACGGAGGAGCAGCUCCCCGUCUCCUCUCCGAGGCCGGAAGCUCUCAGUUGUGACGCUGAUGGAAGAUUUAAAUUCUGGGUCCGGAGCUCCUCACUGAGGACACGCUGGCACAGAGAGGACACGCGCGUAAUUCUCUGUGCGUCCUCGCAGCGCUAUGCCGCUCUUCCUCCUCCUCCUCGUCUGACCUCCUCGCACUCCUUCUUGGAUGAACUUUCUCGCUGCCUGCGGGGACGCGGCCGCUCGCUCCGAGAUCAUGAAGACGACGCGGAAAUGCCGCGCGCUGCUGUCGGUGGGUCUGAACCUGGUGGCCCUGUUCUUCUCCACCACCGCCUUCAUCACCACGUACUGGUGCGAGGGCACCCAGCGCGUCCCCAAGCCCAACUGCAGCAAGCAGCGGCACCACAACUGCAUCGACUACGGCGUGAACGAGACGGACCAGAACAAAGUGCACUACAGCUGGGAGACCGGGGACGACCGCUUCCUCUUCCGCCGCUUCCAUACGGGCAUCUGGUACUCCUGCGAGGAGAACAUCCACGAGUCAGGUGAGAAGUGUCGGAGCUUCAUUGAUUUGGCCCCGGCGUCGGAGAGAGGCGUGCUGUGGUUGUCCGUGGUGUCCGAGGUGCUCUACAUCCUGCUGCUGGUGGUCGGCUUCAGCCUCAUGUGUCUCGAGCUUUUCCACUCCAGCAACGUCAUCGACGGACUCAAACUCAACGCCUUCGCCGCCGUUUUCACCGUGCUGUCCGGUCUUCUGGGUAUGGUGGCCCACAUGAUGUACACCCAGGUGUUCCAGAUCACAGUCAGUCUGGGUCCUGAAGACUGGAGGCCUCACAGCUGGGACUACGGAUGGUCCUUCUGCAUGGCGUGGGGAUCCUUCACCUGCUGCAUGGCCGCCUCCGUCACCACCCUCAACUCCUACACCAAGACUGUGAUCGAGUUCAGACACAAGCGGAAGCUCUUCGAGCAGGGUCUGCGUGAGGAACAGAACUACCUGGACCAGGAAGCUUUCCACUACUUCCGGGACCGUUCACUCCAGUCCAUCUCCAGCACCGUGGAGGUCUACCCCGGCCACAGCGGCACCAGAGCCGGGCUUGUUGUCGGGGGGCCCGGCGCAGGCCCCGGUCCAGGUCCCGGACCGGGACGUGGGAAGAUGAGAGCGGGGUCUGCCUCAAUAGACUUGGGGGAGAACACGGACUCACUGGGGGAGGAGCAGUGCUGAGUCACACAUUGGAAUGAGGGGAUUGACUGGGUUGGGGGCGUGGCUACACGAUGAGGUGAACUGCACCUUCACAUGUGGACCGGCUGCUAGUUUGUCCACUGUAACUGAAAGCAGAGGCAGAACUUAUUUUCUGUUUUAAGAGGACAACUAAAAGGCAGAUUAAACAUGGAUUACAAAAAGGAAAUACAAAUGUUCUCACUGUGUUUGAAGUGAAAGUCAGUGUAAAGUGUGAGAAAUAGACUGUGGGUGAAAGUAGGUGUUCUCCUGCUUAUUUUGAGGUGCUGUGUGUAGUAUUUUAACAUCAAUACAUCGUCACAGUUUUGAAAAAUGGUGAAAGCCUUUGCUGAAUAGCGAACUUGUAGCAAGAAGCGGAAAUUACGGUGGCCCUGAAGUCCAAAACACAGAAGUAGAAGAACAGCUGCAUACCCUGUUAUUGGACUAUACACGGUAUAAACGUUAUUUGUGGUUUGUUCAGCAGUAACGAUAAUUUAUUCACAGUUAAAUUUUGUGUGUGUAUGUGUGUGUUUUGCACCUCAGGGCUAACGUAGAGGAACAGCAAUAUCUAAUUUAGCUAACAUUAGCCACAUAUGCUACUUGUCAUAUCAGAGUGAGUUGUACUACUGACGUGCUCGAGCAUGUUUGUCCCCCGAGUCCACUUCGAUGGAGUGCGAUCGCUUUGCAGUUGGGAUGGUCGUGAUUUUUAAAUAUUCAA